AUGUUCUUUGUCGGGUUCUGGGUUGGUUCUCGAGAUAAUAUCUACUCUGUAAAUGGAUUGACAAGGCUAAAGUUAUCAAAGUAUUCCUUCUAUGAAGAACCCAUUCCUGCCGCCCAUUCUCCCCUUCCCGCCUCUCAUUCAACUCCUCCCGCCUCCCUUUCCCCCAUUCCCGCAUCCCGUUCCCCCCUUCCCGCCUCCCAUUCUCCCCUUCUUGCCUCCCAUUCUCCCCUUCUUGCCUCCCAUUCUCCCCUUCCUGCCUCCCUUCUUUCCCUUACCUCCCAUCCCUCCCUUCCCUCCCUUCCCGCCCUUCUCUCCCUUCCCUCCCUUCUCCCCCGUCCCUCCCUUCUCCCCCGUCCCUCCCUUCUCUCCCUUCCCUCCCUUCUCUCCCUUCCCUCCCUUCUCUCCCUUCCCUCCCUUCUCUCCCUUCCCUCCCUUCUCUCCCUUCCCUCCCUUCUCUCCCUUCCCUCCCUUCUCCCCCGUCCCUCCCUUCUUCCCCGUCCCUCCCUUCUCUCCCUUCCCUCCCUUCUCUCCCUUCCCUCCCUUCUCUCCCUUCCCUCCCUUCUCUCCCUUCCCUCCCUUCUCUCCCUUCCCUCCCUUCUCUCCCUUCCCUCCCUUCUCCUCCGUCCCUCCCUUCUACCCCGUCCCUCCCUUCUCUCCCUUCCCUCCCUUCUCUCCCUUCCCUCCCUUCUCUCCCUUCCCUCCCUUCUCUCCCUUCCCUCCCUUUUCUCCCUUUCCUCCCUUCUCUCCCUUCACUCACUUCUCUCCCUUCACUCACUUCUCUCCCUUCCCUCACUUCUCUCCCUUCCCUCCCUUCUCUCCCUUCCCUCCCUUUUCUCCCUCCUUUCUUCUCUUCCGCGCCAUGCAUUCCCAUUGUCCCCUGCCUGCCUCACAAUCUAUCCUUCCAGCCUCGCCCUUGUCGUCCUGCCUGUCAUUCCAUCUCCCCUCCCUGCAUACCCCUCUCUUCCUGUCCUCCCUUCUCUGCGCCUCUCCCCCUCACUGUGCCCCUUGCUAUACUAUUCCCUCUUGUUACCUUUCCUGCCACCCCUCCGAAGCUGA
This is a messenger RNA of Closterium sp. Yama58-4, 1056 nucleotides long. Lineage: Eukaryota; Viridiplantae; Streptophyta; Zygnematophyceae; Desmidiales; Closteriaceae. The record is from the annotation of a GenBank genome assembly.